GGAGGUAUUUCUCACUUCAGCGGCCCCGAACGGUCUUGGGGAUCAGCACAACACGGUCAGCUGAGUCAGUGUUUACCGCGCGGCCCUAUGGCACCCCGGGCACCUCUGGCAGGGCACCGCGCCGGCACCCACCCCCAGGCCAGGCCCAGGGCGAGAUAAUGAGAAGAGAGAAGAUCUUGUGAGCGUCUCCCCUGCUGUGUGUGCUCCACCGUGACAAUUGCUCUGCCUCCUCCUCCUCUGGUGCUGCAUGUCCCCGCCCACGGCCACCCUCACUUCAUUACUAUGGACUUUAGUACGGGACAUCGCUGGCUCAACCCCAAAAGAUUGUACAUGUGUGCGUAUGUGGUGAGGAUACUCUUCUGCUCCUUCAACAACUUGUACUGCAUCCCAGUCCACUUCUGUUGGCUGUUCAUGCUGCAGCCGGUCAAGUGGCUGGCGCCCUCCCUCUACUGGCAGAUUGAAGGUGUCAUGUUCCGGUGGCUGCUGUCCAUGGUGGCUCUGUGGUCCUACAGCAACGGCUACAAUGUGGUGGAGCAGGGUGAUGACAUUUGGGACCUAAAGAAUGAACGGACGCUGGUGUUGUUCAACCAUCAGUCCACGGCAGAUGUCCCGCUCAUCAUGGCAGCCUUCAACUCCCGCACCCAGCUCUUCAACAACAUCAUGUGGAUAAUGGACCACAUAUUCAAGUACACAAACUUUGGCCUGGUAUCAUGGACUCAUGGAGAUUUCUUCAUUCAGGGGGGGAAGGAACACAGAGACUCCUCACUGAUCAAACUUGAAAAGCACUUGAGGAAUUUCUACAUCCCCCGCAAGAGGAAGUGGCUGGUGCUGUUUCCUGAGGGCGGCUUCCUCAAGAACCGCAAACCCUCCAGUCAGCGGUAUGCCCAGAAGAACAACUUGCCGGUCCUGGAGAACGUGUCCCUCCCUCGCGUUGGGGCACUCAAGGUCAUCCUGGACUGUGUGGCGGCAGACAGACACGACGAGAAGAGUGACACUAUCAAGUACUUGCUGGACGUGACGAUAGCCUACCCUGGGGGGGAUCCCCUCGACCUCCCCACCAUAUUUGGGGGAUGGAGACCGCCGUGUGACACUAUUUUCCAUUACCGAAGAUUUGACAUUGAGGAGGUCCCCAAAGAGGAGGAGGCCCUCACUGAGUGGCUGUACUGUCGGUACGUGGAGAAGGAGGCAAUCUUACAGGAGUACUACGACACAGGCAUUUUCCCUGAGGCACCCACACCACAUGCCCCCGGCUACCCAGCGAAAAAUGUGCCCAGACUACGUGGGAUCCAAGUGGUACACGACCCUAUUGAAUUCUUGCUGAGGCAUUGCUUCUACUUUGCCUCGACCUACAUCUGGGUGAACAUCAUUCUUUGGGUGUUCAGUUGUCUGAUUCAACUUUGGUGAUGCCCACAGUCAAGCUAUCAUAGUGUAGACAAUUUGCUCAUCUCUUAUUCAUAAUGAAUAAGACGUGCUGCAACAACGUAGGGCAUUAGUGGAACAAAACUAGUGGAGUUAUAUUGCUGAAGACACAGUGAUAGCCUAGCAGUUACUCCCUCAGUGAGGCUAAACAAGGGCAUGAACUGGGUGUACACGGCGGCGUGUGUGCACAAUGUAGUGUGUUGAGCUGCUUUGUGUCAUGCAGCCGGGUAAUGCAUGCGGCCUCAGCUGGAGUGUAGUGGCUGACAGCAGCAACAGCAGCAACAGAUGGCUUGUAUCAUGUAGUUGCACUUGGGAAAAUAGAGCCUCAGCCUUCAAAUCUAAGUUUUGUGCAAUGAUGAAGUGAAAACUAGCUUUUUACCAUCUUUUUUUACUCUUCAAGUAGGAAAGGAGGUAUGCAUUUUCAUUUCUGUACGUAGAGCAAUAUAGCUUUAAAUAUUUUUACACACUCUUGUAUCACAUUCAUGGCGUCACUGCUGUGUGUAAUUUUACUAAGACUACGGUACUGAGAGGUGUAGUUGUGAAGACUGAAAGGUUUUUAAUCUGUCACCAUGAUAGUCGGGCUCUGAGCAGAAAGCCUCAUCAUAUCAUUGCCAUCAGGCUCCCAGCACCCUUGUUUAGUUACUAGUCUUGUUGUGUAGUCUGCCUUACCGCUGGGGGCUGCCACAACACAGCCAUAAAUUGAAAGCUUCUUCUUCCCCUUUUCUUGUAAUAUUUAAGUGUAAAUGUGAAGCAGGUUAGUGAAGUUGUGGGGAUGAACGUAUCUUGUGAGAAUCACUCUUAUUUUUGCUGUCGCUAUUUAUUCUUGUUACGGUGUUAACUGAGGGUCAGUCUUGACUUCUUUUCCUCCAUAUUCAGAUUUCUUAUUUCAUGUCAUAUGUAAGUAUGACCUUCAAGUUAUAUGUUUUCCUUUUUGCUAUAUUCAAUUUAUUCCUCUACCUCAUAAUGGUGUGGUAAACAUUCGUCAGGUUAUUAUAAAUCCAGCAAAUUGUGGCUCAUUAGUUGACUUAAAGCUUCCCAUUGUUUAUCAGCUUUGAUGCAUUUUGAAUAGUGAGCAGAGUUGUGCCUCUUUCUUCAAAAUUGAACUUCAGCAUUCACAUUGCAUGUUUAUGGCUGUUCUUAAACUCAUGACUUCAUUACAAUACUUCAUUGUCAUCAUCUUAAGAACCUCAUUUUCAAGGAUUAUCAGCAGAUUCAUCUGCAAGUGAAGUAGUUGAAUCAACCGUGUGUUCAGCCACUGAUGAGAUGGCCAGUUCAGGUGAUACAUGGCAGCAUAUUCAUAGUUUCAAAUAAUACAUGGCAAUGUAUUAAUACUAAGUAACAGUGAUUCCCAAACAGAGUUUUCCUCAGAACACUUUGGUCCACUGAACAUUCACAUCAACUACAUGAUAAUUGAUAUAUAAACAAACUGUGAUGAAUGAGUAAUUUCAUUACAGUUGUGGCGCUUAUGAUAAUGAAGAGAUGUGGUCUCUCUCUCUCUCUCUCUCUCAGACACGCCAGUCCUCGUCGACAGACCGACUUGGUCGGCUAGAUUUUGAUCGCCGAUAGAGUCGGUCUGUCGGCACCCUGCUACGGGCUACCUUUGGCUAAGGCCCGUGCUCCCUCGUGCAGGGAGGAGCGAUCUUUUCCAUCUUAACGGGCCGUCUUCGGACAAGGGCCCGUUCCACUAGUGAUACUAGGGGUAAAUCUUUAACAAAAUUUCUCUCUCUCUCUCUCAAGCUAGUUGCCUCAUGCUGGGAAAAACAAUACUCUGGAAAAUGAAAUGGAUUAAUACAUAUUGAAGAGAGAAAGAGAGUUGGUAGGAAAGGGACUGGGUGUGCUGAGAGGUAGUGCCAGGGAAGGGAAAACUGUAGACUUUUCUGCUGUAGCCAUAGACAAAAUUAAAUGCUACAACUACUUAGCAUUAUUCAGUGCUUGCUGUUCUUUCCAUUUGUAGCAUGCUGUGUCUUGAGCUCUGAGGAGCUGUACAUAAACUGUGUAGUUUCUGUUUGCGACAGUUCAUUCAUUCCCAGGGAACAUCUUGAAACAGAAUGAGGCUUGGUUUUGUACCUCCUUUUAUAGGCGGGAGCUUGCUCCUGAUGGUUUAUGAAUAGCAGAUGGGUGUGUGCCUAUUGGGUUCAUGGCUGGGCUACCUAUUGGCUCAUGAGCUCCACCUUCCAAUAAGUGGCUCAAAGGCACACCCAAUAGGCACACACCCAUCUGCUGCUCAUGAACCAUCAGGAGCAAGCUCCCGCCUAUAGAAGGAGGUACAAACCCAAGCCUCAUUCUGUUUCAAGAUGUUCCCUGGGCAUGAAUGAACUGUCCCAAACAGAAGCUACACAAUAUAUGUACAGCUCCUAAGAGCUCUAGACACUGCACAAAGAAUUUCCAAGUCAAUUAGAGAAAACAGAAAAAGCUGAAUAAUGCUGAAGCAAGUGCAGCAUUUGACUUUGUUUUCUUGAACACACACACACACACAGUUAGUGUUCAUUCCUGUGACCUACAUUGAUAUACAUGUAUUUAUGAGUAACUCAUUCCAGGCCCACAGUCAGGACCAGAUAACACUUACAUGGUAAAAACUGGCUUUAGCUGCAUGCCCUUAUCUUGUUUGCUACCACAUGAACUAUUUUGUUGCCAUACUUGUCUUUUUACUAACCUUAAACAUCUUGGAACACCCCAAAAACAGCGUGAGAAAACAGUGAUUAAACAUCUGACCUGGUCAGUCGUGGGCAGUGAUGUAGCCUGAGCUGCCUCGCUGCUCAUCACUAGUAAAAUCCAAAAGGAGUGUUCACGCUUUCCUACAGGGGGGCUCUACCCCCCUUGACCCCCAUCAGGAUCAUUAAAUGACAGGAGAAUAUAUACACUAUACAGGAUAUCUAAACUCCUCUGAAGGCUCGGCUCCCCUUGACCUCGUAGUGCUUGCACACGUCAUGGCUUUGUGCUGCGGCCGUGUGUUUGCACUCACAUUUUAUUGAUAUUUUCCAGGGGCGUGGAGUCGGAGUAAAAAAUUUCUGACUCUGACUCCGACUCAGACAUCAGGAAAUUUUAAAGUUGCAACUCCGACUUCGACUGCGGCCCCCAUGCCCCUCCCCCUCUACUGCUUUUUAUUUAUAUAUUUUUUAUUUUUUUACUUUUUUU
Messenger RNA from Eriocheir sinensis (Chinese mitten crab), 4554 nucleotides. RefSeq names its product acyl-CoA:lysophosphatidylglycerol acyltransferase 1-like. Gene Ontology annotation, cellular component: endomembrane system. NCBI's taxonomy places the organism in Eukaryota, Metazoa, Arthropoda, Malacostraca, Decapoda, Varunidae. Gene Ontology annotation, molecular function: acyltransferase activity. The record is from RefSeq and is a predicted model, not a curated record.